Messenger RNA from Trichomonas vaginalis G3, 1572 nucleotides. RefSeq names its product ubiquitinyl hydrolase protein. The coding region runs from base 1 to 1572 and encodes 523 amino acids. Gene Ontology annotation, biological process: protein deubiquitination. Lineage: Eukaryota; Parabasalia; Trichomonadida; Trichomonadidae. Gene Ontology annotation, molecular function: cysteine-type deubiquitinase activity. The transcript has a single exon. The record is from RefSeq and is a predicted model, not a curated record.
AUGAGCGAGUUAUCACUUUCUUACCUUGUCGACCCUGCGGAAGUAGAAAAGCAAGCUCGAUCAAUGUUAAGAGCCAAAAAGGAUCUAUUCACUCGCUUAAAUGCCUCUCAUCAGCCACAACUUGUCGCUUUAGUUGAAGCUGAAUGGUUCAAAUCGUUUGUUUUUUGGCUAAAUUCACCUGAUAUUGAUUACCCUGGUCCAAUUCCAAACCAUAAGCUUUGCAAGAACGGAAAAUUAGAAAAUUCAAAACAAUUUGGUGUCGAUUACGCUGUCGUCACACUUGAUGGAUGGAAUAUAUUAAUUAAAGUCUUCCAAGGCGGUCCAAAAAUCACUAGAAACUACGUUUUAAAUCCAAAAUCUAACAAACCAACAAUAUUAAUCGAUCAAAUCCCAAUCGAAAUAGAAUUUCAAGGAAAAACAUUCAGGAAGCAUGUAGAAGGAAACUGGAAAGUCGGCCCUAUUAAAAAAUUGCUCUGUAAGAAGCUUGAUAUUCCAAAUCAAGAUUAUACUCUUUUUGAUCCUUCCUGUCAAGAGGAAAUUAGCAAUUCAUCAAAAAUAUCAGAAGUUAUUACUACGAAGGCCGGUUUAUGGCAUUUAGUCAUUACAGAAGAAGCCACAAAGCGACCUCCUCAAAUUAUCAAGAUGGAAAACCACAAAACAUCUACAUUCCAUUCAUUAUCAUAUGAUGUAGGCUUUGGCCAUAUCUGCCUUCCAGUUUUAUGUCUCUAUUCCCUUCAUAAAGUCCGAGAAUUAAUGUUUGAUCCAGAAUUACCAAAAUUCAUCAACAAAUCAGAUCCAACGAGUAGUGGAGGCAGAACCACAGCUCUUGUACGUAAGAUCUUCAGAGAUCUAGCUAAACCAACCGACGAAAGAGUUUCUUUUGACGCUUUUGUCAAUUUUGUCUAUCGUCGUUUUGAAGAAUUUGCUUUAACUUCAGAUGUGCGCUUUGCGGAGCAUGGUGUUUCCCUUAUCAUCAAUGCUCUCCACAAGGACCUUCUCCAUGAAGAGGAUAGCAAGAUUUCCGACCUUUUGUUUGUCGAAACUCACGGAUCUCUUGAAUGCGAAAGUUGCCAUCAAUUUACAGAUUUUGGAGAGUUCGUUGACAUGUUGACAGUCCCUAUUCCUAAGCAAACAGAUGAUACACGCCUGGAAGACUGCAUAGCCAGCUUUGCACUGCCUACAGAAUAUUCAGGAGCUGACAAAAUGAAAUGUCCUAAAUGUGGAAAAUUGUCGAAUAUGACGAAGUUCCAGACAGUUCAGUCGGCCAGAGAUGUCAUGAUUAUCAACUUGCAGAGAGUAACUGUUGAAGGAAUCCUUGAGAAUAAGAAUACAACAUUCGUAAGAUUCCCAUUCGAACUGAAAUCUGCUGCUUUCGUUUCUACAACUGAUGCUGUUUAUUGUUUGACAGCGGUUAUUUUCCAUCAGGGUGAUGUAGAAAGUGGCCAGUACAAGGCAGCUAUAAGGUUGCCUGAUGAUUCAUGGAUAUACGCUGAUAAUACUGCAACUGUUGUAAUCAAUAAGAAUGAAAUUGUUAAUCCUGAUGCUUCAAUUCUUUUCUAUGAAAAGAUUUAA